Ylistrum balloti is the source of this 7779-nucleotide messenger RNA. Its product is annotated as microtubule-actin cross-linking factor 1, isoforms 6/7-like. The transcript has 39 exons. Gene Ontology annotation, biological process: wound healing; intermediate filament cytoskeleton organization. The record is from RefSeq and is a predicted model, not a curated record. Lineage: Eukaryota; Metazoa; Mollusca; Bivalvia; Pectinida; Pectinidae. Gene Ontology annotation, cellular component: cytoplasm; intermediate filament; cytoskeleton. The coding region runs from base 1 to 7779 and encodes 2592 amino acids. Gene Ontology annotation, molecular function: calcium ion binding; structural molecule activity; microtubule binding.
AUGCCGUCCCAAAAACUGAUAAGUUUGGCUACGGCAAUAGAGGAAGGUCGAUAUGAUCCCGCCACUGCGCAGUAUUGCAACCCACUGACAGGAGAACUACUUUCACUUUCGAAAGCUGAGAAAGUAGGUGUCGUAAAAUGCCGUUUGGAUCCUGAAGAAAUGGCACGAACUGCUCAAACUCUGGAACGGCUACAAAAACUGAUGGACACAAGCAUUCCCGCUGUACAAUCUCCGUACUGUGAAGGAACAAUGACAGUAGAGGAGGCGAUAAAGGCAGGAGUCCUUAACGUACAGCAAGGAGAGUUCAGGAAUCCCAAGACAUCAGAGGUAAUGCCCCUUACAGCAGCAUUGAAGACUCAGAAAGUUGAUCCUCAAGCAGCUGCAUCGUUACUUGAUGCUCUAGAUAAGUUGUCACUGCAGCAAGCUAUAGACGAUGGAUACAUUGAUCCUACCACUGGGGAGUUCAUCUCAAGUCAGGGAGCAAGACCCAUUUCAAUACAGGAAGCUAUUAGUCAGGGACUUCUUAACCUGGAUAAUGUCUUCGUGGUGGACAAGGACAACGACAAUAUAGUCUCACUAGGAACACUUGUGGCAUCUGGAAGGUUUGAUCCCGUCUCAGGAAGCAUGAUCGAUCCUAAUACUGGGCAAAAACUGUCCUUGGCCGAAGCCAUUGCACGUGGGGUUAUCGAUGCUGGCAUUCGGCCAGACCAGUUCAUCGACUCUUCUGUCACUCUCAAAGAGCUUAUUGACUCUGGCAGAGUGAACCCAAGGACGACUGAUUUCUGUGCUCCAAACGACCACAAGAUGUCGUUGCGGGAUGCACUAGCAAAUGGAUUCCUGACAAUGAACUCCAAAGUGAAAAUGGACCUUGACUCUGGAUGUGUGAUUCUUGGGUCCGAUGAAGAGGUAGUUAGGGCUUUAGUGGACAUUCGCGAGAACUCAGAGUGGCUACAUGGUAUAGAACAGGCUCUCGUUUCUAGACAGAAACCAAGUCAACGUUUGGAGCGGAUUCGUCUGCAGAAAGAUGCUACAGAGGCUUUGAAAGCAGAGGUUCAAAAACAUGAACCGGAAGUGACCUCAUCCAUACAAUUGUCUGAGGAGUUGAUCGAAAAUAACAAAUCUCAGAUGAAGGAAGAUGGAGCCCAACAGUUGCAGAAGCUGCGCUUCAAUGUGUCAGAUCUUAAAGUGCGCUUCGACGCGGCUUUUGGAGAGACGAAAAGCAGGUGUAUUAGGCUUGACAAGAUGGCCGAUGACCUUGAGGAAUUUUACAACUCUCUCCAAGACCUCGACCAAUGGCUUGAUACAGCCAUUGAAAAGUCACAGGACUUACAGACGUCACGGGAGGACCCGGAAAUACAACACAGAGAGUAUAAGGAUUUCGUGGAGGAAUUACAAGAAAAGGAAAUGGAAAUGAUGCAAACAUUUAAGAUGGCCGACAGCUUCAGAGACGGUUCUCAGGAUUUCGAAAGGGAAGCUGAAACGUAUAGACAGAAAAUCAACGUACUUCCACCAAUCAGUGAAGAGGCUGACAAUGACAUCAUCGAUGACGAAAUCGAAGCUCUCGAAGCGAAGUACAAAGAUAUUUCCAGAGAUUGCGCCAAACAGUUAGAUAAACUAUCUUCAAUAAUGAAAAUGAAGAAAACCUUCGAUGAUCUUAAUGAUAAACUAAAUGGGAUGUAUCCCAGUAUUGAAAACAAAUUACGUGGUAUUAAUGACGAAGAAUUCGGGAAAGUGCCGGAAAGAGAUACAAAAGAUUUGUAUACAUUAAAGGACCUUAAAGCCGAACUUAUCGGCCAGGAACGUCGCCUCAAAGACAUUACGCAAAUGGGUGAUAAGUUAGGUAAAAGCCUUAAUGAUAUGAACAUGAAGAAAAAGUCAGAUGAAGUGAGAAAAGCAGUGCAAGAUCACAAACAGAUUCAUGAGGCGCUGCAGAAGGACAUUACAGACAAGGAGGAACAAUUGGACACAGCAGUUUCACAACAACAGAAUGUAUUAAACCGCCUUGAUGGACUCUAUGAAUGGAUGACAGAGUGUGAAAAUAUUCUCAACGAGAAAAAGCCGAUAAGUUUAGAGAAAGAUCGAAUGGCUCAUCAACUUAAGGAACAAAGACUAAUGAAUGCAGAAAUUGAAAGCAAUAAGACUUUAUUAGAAAGACUCUCAACAGAAGCCGCCGAUAUGUCAAACGGGGAUGAUGCACAGAAGACUGUGUUUGAUCUUUCAGAGAGAAUCGUGGAUGUGGAAGGGAAGGCACAGAACUCUACAUGUCAGCUAGAGGAUGUGGUAGGCAUGGUGAAUGAUCUUGAGGCUAACAUUGGUCAGAUGGACGGUUGGCUGACCGAUUCUGUUGCCUCCCUUAAAACCAGGAACAGGGGUGCUAGUCAGAAAGCAACUAAAGCACGAGUGGACGAACUUUAUCAGGAAAAGCGAGAACGAGAAAUUGACAUGGAAAAUCUUCGGGCAGCUGCUAGCCGUGUGAUGGAUGAUGAACGGGUAUGUGACCAGUUCGCCAUGAAAGAAUGCCUUGGUGAGGUGGAAGGCAAGUGGCAUGAGCUCACCGAACACCUUGUGCAACAAGUUUCACUAGAGGCAUUGACAGAAAUUGACGGUAUGCUAAAAUACUUAGACAAGGCUGAAAAUGAAAUCAACACAGCAGAACCGAUCAGUAUAGAACCGGAAACACUUACUGUGCAGUUGAAAGAUCACCUUUCUUUUAACGAUGACCUGAAUCAAAAACGCAAUGCGGUGAAGGACAUAAUCAACAAAUGCAAUAGAAUGCUUCGUGAAACGACAAACUCACAAACGGAUGAGAUAAAAACAAGAUUGGACAGUAUUCGAACUCAGGCCGACAUCGUGUGUCAACUGAGCGCUGACAGGUUGCAUCAAUUGGAAGCUGCUUUGCCAUUGGCCACACACUUCAGUGAAAAUCAGACAGAAAUCCAAGGAUGGUUGGAUGAAAUGGAGGCGGAUAUAAAAUCACAAGGAACGCCCGGGGAAAAUCUGGAACAAGUCCGGAAGCAGCUGGAUAAUCUUAAGAGUUCCCUGCAGAAGGUGGAUGAUCAUAAGCCAUUUAUUGAUGAUCUAAACGAUACCGGCCUGGAGCUCAUGGAAUUAUGUGGUGAUGAUGAUGCUGGAGAAAUUCAGAACAAACUGAUUACUUACAAUGGACGCUAUGAGAAGCUAAAAGGACUUUCAAAAGAAAAGGAACAGGAAUUGACAAAGUCACGAGCUCAGAUGACCCAGGACGUGUCUGAUUCACUGGACAAUCUCUUAGACGAUCUUUCGAAUCUUAACAGGAAUAUUACCACUGCUAACCCGAUACCAGCCAAUCCUGACAAACUCAAAGAUGAGCUGAAAGAGAACCAGGUGCUGAUGUCUGACCUUGAGCGCCUGAAACCUUCUCUGGUCAGUGUGGAAGAGUCGGUAAAGAGGAUGUUGUCACAGGGCGUGGAUGAUCAAACUGAUGGAGACGAUCUCAGACAAAAAGUGACAGAGAUAGCCACCCUUAAUAACCAAAUCAGAGAGGGGACUUUAAAACGCGACAGGGCACUUCUUGAAGCAUCUCAGGUAGCGGACAGAUUCUUUGAUGUCUGUGCGGAUACCAUGUCAAACCUACGAGACCUUAAGGAUAACCUUUUGUCACAGGAACCGCCUGGUAUUGAUCCUGCUACAGUCAAAGAACAACAAAAGGAAUUAAAGGAACUCCGUAAGGAGUUGGGGAAGGCUCGAUUGUCCCUUGAAGAAUGUCGAGAAUCAGGUGAAAAAUUAAGUGGACUCUGUGGCGAUCCUGGACUUGUCGAGAUACGGAAACAACUCGAGGACAUACACAACAUCGCAGAUGAUGUACAUGAUAUAUCUCGUGAUCGUGAAGAUGACCUGAAGAAUGCCCUCUCUCAUGCAGACAAAUUCCAAAACCUCCUUGAUUCCAUUACGGAAUGGCUUCCCAUGACAGAACAGAAGCUAGACUCCCUGAAGCCCGUGUCUUCUCAGCCUGAGGUAGUCAAACAACAAAUAGAAGAACUAAAGGUUUUUGCUGGCUUUUAUGAUACAAAUGGGUUUUCAAAAUCCCAAAUCCAUCCACACGUAGUCGAUAUGCAGCAGUUGAACCAAGAGUUAUCUACCCUGAAAGACAUGUCACCAAUUGCAGCAGAGUCUCUACAUCGACCGGUAGAGGAUGCCAAUGGACGAUGGAAUGAUGUCUUGAAAAAGAUCGCUGAUAGGGAGGCAAAGUUAAAAGCCAUGCAGUUGAAGAUAGGAGAAAUAGAAGAAGGAAUGGAUGAAGCUAUAGACUCAUUGACGCGGGUUCAUCAAGACCUGACUGGUUUUGAUGACGUUUCAGGGGAUCCAAAAUGUCUCGAAACACACAUGAAAAAAUUACAGUUACAACUAAGUGAUCUGAAAGCCCAGGAGACCAACUGCAAAAACCUAAGCAAUGCUGUCACUAAACUUCUAUCACAAGAUGCGGAGGAUAGUCCUGCACUGAAGGAGAAACGUGACGUCAUGAAUGACCUUAUGAGAGCCGCUCAGGCAAACGGAAAAGACAAAGAAGCAAAGCUUCAAGAGAGUCUCAGACAGGUUAAGAAAUAUCUGGGCGAUGUAGACGACCUUCUACAAUGGGUAAACGACCUGAGAAUGGAACUCAAAUCGGCCUCUCCUUUUGGUGCACUUCCGGAAACAUCCAAGGUUCAAUACGAGGCUUAUUUGGCCCGCUACGAAGCAUUAAAAGACAAGGAUGAGUUAAGUCAGGCGCUGAUUGCCAAGGGUCAGAAAAUAUGUGAAAAAUGUGACCCUGAGGACGUUACGCAAGUCACGGACCGGCUCCGGAAGUUGAAAGACAGAUGGAACGAUACCAAAGACCGGGCACAAAAACGAAAGGAAAAGCUCUCAGAACAUCUUGAAAAUGUAGACGAGUUCCAUGGCACACUUAAAACAUUUACUGAUUGGCUAAAUAACGCCGAGAUUGCCAUGCGUAACUUUAAAUAUCCUAGCAAGCUAGUAGAUAAAGUCACACUACAGCUGGACGAUCACAACAAAAUGAAAGAAGAGCUAGACCAACAUUCAGAGCGGAUGCAGACACUUGACAGAACUGGAAGUUAUCUCAAACAUUUCUGCCGAAAACAGGACACAAUUUACAUUAAAAAUCUUCUAGUAGGCAUACGACUACGAUGGAAGAAACUUCUUCGCAGAACUGACGAGAGAGGGCGUCUUCUCAAGCAUGCGUAUAGAGAGGAUAAAAGGUUCUACGAUGCCUGGAAGGGUCUUUGUGAUUGGCUAGACGAGAGUUCAAAGACGGUGUCAAAAUUUAUGUCGCCUGUGGCCCAAGGGUCAGCUACGAAAGAAAAUAUUGAUGACUUAAAGAAAAUAUUUGCUGAGGCAUUUCAUCAGCGGUUCCAACACGAGCUCGCCGGUAAACAUACUACAUUCUACUCAGCAACACGUCUUGGUAGGAACCUCAAAGACAGGUGCACCAAAUCUGACCCUGAAAGGGAGGUGCUACAGCAGAUGCUCGAUGACUUAAAGGAUAGAUGGAACUCAGUUAGAUCCGUGAUAUCAAGAAGCCAGAACAAGCUGGACGAGGCGUUACUAACGUCGGGGCGGGUGACGGACGCUCUGACGUCACUGCUGGAAUGGCUGGGCAAGGCGGAAGCCACCCUGGCGGAGGACCAGCCCGUCCUAGGCGAUUUGGAUACCAUACAUAUGCUCAUUGAGCAGCACAAGGGUAUGCAACAGGAAUUAGGGGCUCGGGAACAGACUGUAGCAGCAAUGAAGGCUGCCGGGAACGUAUCAGCCGCACACCUUGAGGAGCUGGAAAGCACGUGGGAUCGGGUCAACAGGCUCAGUGACCACCGUGAAAACAAACUGCGUGAUUCACUUCAACUGGCGGAGGAAUUCCAAGAUGUUGUCCAAGUGAUGAGGGAGUUCUUGCCUCAGGCUGAAGCUGAACUUAAGUAUAAAGCGCUUCCCGAUGAUGAGGUGGCAAUAAUUCAGUUAAUCGAGAAGCACGAGAAAUUUCAAGAGGAUCUCAGGAAUCAUCAGGAAUGUGUAGACAAAAUAAAACUUUUAGCGGAAGAAAUUUUACAAAACUGUCAUCCAAAUGCCAUACGAUUCGUGAAAUAUUACCUCACCAUUACACAAACAAGAUGGGACCAGUUACUGCAACGUGCGAAGAACAGGGGUCAGAGGUUACAGGAAGCACUGCGCAGUAUCCAAGGCAACGCCGCCCUUGUGGAAGAUCUCUUGGCUUGGCUAACAGAUGCCCAGGUCCUGUUGUCUACCAAAGAGAGGGAUCCCAUACCAGAUGACCUGAAAGUUGUAGACGAUCUUUACAAGGAUCAUGUGGAAUUCCACGAGGAAAUUACAAGUAAAAAUAACGAUGUAGAGAGAUUAACCAAAAUUAUAAACGCGGAGCCGAAGUCCCCCGGACGUAUUCACGGCAGCAACAUGAAGCUAAAUGAAAGUGACAUCUUCAAUCCACGGGUAAUAACCUUACAAAACAAAUGGAGGAUUGUAUGGCGCAUGUCCGUUGACCGGAAGAAGAACCUACAGGAUGCUCUGGACACUCUUCUUGAGUUGGAAAGCUUUAAAACGUUUGACUUUGGUGUUUGGAAGACCAAGUACUUGAAUUGGAUUAAAGCCAAAAAGAUGCGGAUAACAGAUUUUUUCAGACGCCAGGAUAAGCGCGGUGAUGGAUUAUUACUCAGGGAUGACUUCGUCAACGGGAUGCUGAUUACACGCUUCCCUACUAACCGGACAGAGCUUCACGCAGUAUUCGAUAUUUUUGAUCGAGAUGGAAGAGACGUAAUAGAAUACAAAGAUUUCAUUGAAGCAUUAAAGCCUACACGACAUCAAAAGACACGACUGAACAGCAGUAACCGGCAGAUGACGGAUGCAGAACUGAUCCAUGAUAAUAUUGAGAAAGAAAUAUCUGGCUGUCAGUGUAGAAACCCAUUCAGAGCAGAGAGGCUUGCAGAGGGAAAGUACAGGUUUGGUGAGAAACAGAACAUACGACUUGUGCGGUUCCUCAACAGUACAGUGAUGGUGCGAGUUGGCGGAGGCUGGGUCACACUAGAUGAAUUCUUAGAAACAAAUGACCCGUGUCGAGGCGAAAGAGUAAUAUAUCCCUCAACUUCAACUUCAAAAGGACGAACUAAUUUUGACCUCAGGGACACCCUCUCACCAGAAGGACAGACCAGUUUCCGGACCCGAAAGGGUAGUGGCACGUUUGGCUAUAAGUCCAAACUUAACGAUACGGGAUAUGCUUCGUCGGUCUCCUCAGCCGGAAGUUCUGGGGACCGUUCGUUGCGCCGAAGUAGGGUGACUUCUUCAAUGAUCAAUCUUUCUGGGGCAGGUGGUUCGCCCUCAGUCAACCGGAUUCACAAAAACGCAGACUUUGGGUCAACUGGAAGUCUCACAAGAACGAAGCGAUUAAGCACCUCUACCACGAAUGUAACCUCGCCGUCUAGCUCGCGCUCGCGCAACCCAUCGACGCCAUCUCGGCUAAACAAUACAAUAUCAAGGUCGACAACUCCUCAACCUACUCCGACUUAUGUUUCACGUUCAAAGACGCCGACCCCUAGGUCGACAUCAUCUUCCCGUCCAUCGGGAACUCCAAACAGAACAGCAACGACUCCUACCCCCAAAACAUCAACUCCAACACGCACAGGACGGACAACACCCACAUUCACCGGAAGGUCAACCCCCUCGGGUCGAACCACACCAACUAUGACAAAUGGAACUAGUGGUACCAGGAGACUUCCCUCAACACCAAAGAAUGUUCGGUGA